UUCAAACUUGAGUUCGGCGAAAAACUUCGGGGACAAGGGUUAGGAUCGCUCCGUGGUCGCAAGCUCGAGGGUGACCGGUUGUGGCGAAGUGCAUAACACUGCAUGGGGUUCUUGCAUGAGCUGACAAACUGCUAGCCGAAGCUUAAGAGAGCGGAUUGUAACCAACCCUGGUCAAGUCUCAUUACGAAGCUUCGGCUGUGCUCCAUGGGGCCCGGACUUCUUCAGCAUUUUGUUCCCACCUUUAGCCUCUCUACACACCGGACGAGUUCAGCCAAUUCGACGCGAAGAUCAUUAGUAGCAAUGGCAACUGACCCGGAUACGCCACAGCCACUGAAGAGACGGGACACGUUUUUCAAUGGGUCAAAUGAUCCUGCCUUGCAGCCUGCUCACGAAGCCACUUCAUCCCAGCGCAAGUUCUGGAAGAGCAUCAGGAAGGACCUAAAGAAAGACGAUAUAAAACGAGUCGAUGCCGUCGUACAGAGCUACGAGAAUGAUCAUACGAUAGCAGGGCUGGAGAGCCUCCUGGCCGAAUAUCUUCCAGCUGCGGAAGAUGAGAAGAAUAAGCUGUACGACAGGCGAGAGAAGGGAGGAAAGCAGGUGUCGACCCACGUGCAGAAAUUUGCAAAGACAUUUGCGGAUUUCCUAGGGUGUUAUUCGCAAGUGUUGGAGCUUGUGAAAACGGCGGAUAAUCAGUUUGGAGGGGUAGCAGUACAGACGUUGUCGCUUCUGUUAGUGGUUGCUGUGAACAAGUCGGGCAAGGAAGAGCUCAUCGAAAACUCUUUGCUCAAGAUCAAACACAACUUUCCUCGAUUGAGGGGGCUCCGGAACAUCUAUCCGACGCCGAAAAUGCAGGAGCUUGUCGCGCAAGUGUAUGAGGAUGUGCUCGUAUUUGCGCAAAGGGCGAUUGAAUAUUACAAACGGUCAGCAUGGGCCAGAGUGUGGAAAGCGAUAUCUGAGCCUCCACAGCUCAGCGUGCAGAUUGCGGUUGACAAGAUUCUCGAUGAGCUUGCGGAAGUCAAGGAUGAAACUAACUUUCUGUUGAACGGAAGAGUCCACAAACUAGAGCAUGAUGUAGAGCAAGUGAAGACGAUGCUAGAAGAUCAAAAGCACGUUCUGGAAGACCAGCACGAGGAAGACCAGCAGAGAAUCUCGAACAUGCAGAAGGAGCUACGAAGCGUGCAAAGCGGCGUCGGGCAGAUUAAACGCAAUCAUAGUGAAGAGCUCCUUUCCACGCUUCAAGAAGGCCUACUCCCCGAUCAGUUCUUGUGCACGGAACAGCUGGAAGAUUAUCGCGGACAAUUACAAGCUCGCUUUGGACGAAAGGCAUCUACAAAAUUUGGACUCGCCCAAAUCAUGAAUCAGGACGCAUAUCAAAGGUGGCAGCAGAGCAAGACGUUCCAGACCCUCGUCCUCCGCGGCCGGACCAGAGUGAGCAAUACCGCCCUAUCCUGGCUCAGCCAAGCAGCCGUCGAACUCGUCGAUAAGCUCAAGCACGACUUUGCCCAAGACAAGACGACGGCCGUCAUUUACCAUUUCUGCAAGCGGGAAGGCAUGACCGAAGACGACCACAUGCAUACGACACUUUCUCGCCUCGUCUACCAACUCCUGCAGGCUCGGCCUAGCGUGCUAGAUGAGCGCUCGACGUACGCUUCGUAUACGUCGCAGCUCGAGAGCGCGUCCUGGCAGAAGCGGCAGUUGAAAACUGCAUGUAAGCUGCUCGUUGACGCCAUGAGUGCUUUCGAAACCGUGUACGUGGUCAUCGACCGGCCCGAGACGUGCAAGGGUGGCAAGGGUGGGCUGGCGAAGAUCCUCGAGGCGCUUCAGCAGGCGGAAGGGGUGCUGGUCAAGGUUUUUGUGGUUGCGGAUGGGGAUGAGGCCGAUGAUGCUGACUUGAAUGACUGGAGGGAUGCCGCUGGCGAGGGCGCAUUUGAGGUCCUUGACGGGUUGGAUCAGAGAUAGCUGUUCUUUCUCCGCGACACAACUAGCCUCUUCAAAUGACGUACUUGGCCUUCCGAAAGGCGCAGGUUUGGCUACGGAGGUAACCAGGUAUGGACCCCCUUAGGCCAAAGUUUUCAGGGCGCAUAACUACAAUGUGUUUGAUACAGCUCUACUACAUUCUCGCGCCCCUUUCGAAACUGAAAAGUCCUCUCCCUUUUCGUUCAGUAUCCUGCCUCACCCAC
This is a messenger RNA of Trematosphaeria pertusa, 2180 nucleotides long. RefSeq lists its product as uncharacterized. Lineage: Eukaryota; Fungi; Ascomycota; Dothideomycetes; Pleosporales; Trematosphaeriaceae. Bases 301 to 1959 code for a protein of 552 amino acids. The record is from RefSeq and is a predicted model, not a curated record. The transcript is spliced from 6 exons.